This is a messenger RNA of Penicillium psychrosexuale, 1152 nucleotides long. RefSeq names its product CorA family magnesium transporter. The record is from RefSeq and is a predicted model, not a curated record. Lineage: Eukaryota; Fungi; Ascomycota; Eurotiomycetes; Eurotiales; Aspergillaceae. Gene Ontology annotation, cellular component: mitochondrial inner membrane. Bases 1 to 1152 code for a protein of 383 amino acids. Gene Ontology annotation, molecular function: magnesium ion transmembrane transporter activity. The transcript has a single exon. Gene Ontology annotation, biological process: mitochondrial magnesium ion transmembrane transport.
AUGAAACAACAUAAGAUCCAGAACAUGGCCGGCUACCGCAAACGGGGAAUCAUCACGCUCCCCAAUAAAUCGCAUCAUGUCAUCCGGGAGCCUGACAUGAAAAAAGAAGUCUCCUUCAAUCAGGAUGUGUUCAACUUGUCUCUUGCUCUGUCGCAAAGCCGCAUAAAUGAUGCGACGGAGUUACGCGGCAUGGUCUUGGAUGUCGAUGGCUCCGUCAAACAAUCUGAAAUUCGAGGAACUAGAGAUGAGAUUGCUAAACAGUGGGGAUUAGAUGGUCGCGAUCUGCGCAACGUGGAUCUUGUCUCGGAAGGAAUCCCGCAUUUGUUGGUCCGUCCGUCUGUUAUCUUCAUCAGCAUGUUCACUUUACGGCUCCUGGUCCGCACAAAUGGAGUGCUUCUAUUUCUUCUCCCAAUUGAAAACUCCCACGUGAAGGUGCAGGAUGUCUUUAUGACAGACCUCCAGGGCAGGCUCCAACCCUGUCCUGGCUCUGGUCUUUUAUCAAAACUCCCAUUUGAGCUACGAGUAGUGGAUGCGGCGCUUGCCUCCGUGAUUGCGACUCUUGAAGCCGAGCAUAUUCUUAUCCGCCGAGAAGCUGAAGAGAGCUUGCAGGAUUCAACAAGAGAAGAUGUUGUUUACUCUGUUCUGCGCGGGUUGCAGAAUCAUAAGAAAAGGCUCGUGGCAAUUCAGCAGCGUGCCCGCCAGUUCCGCUCCGCGCUACGGGAAAUUCUUGAAAAUGAUGAAGACAUGGCGACCAUGUUCUUAACGGAUCGGGAGGCAGGUCAACCGCAUGAGGUAGAUGAUCACCAAGAAGUGGAAUACCUCCUCGAGGCAUAUUACAAGAGCACGGACGCUAUUGCGGAGUCUGCCAGUGCUUUACUAGGCGAUUUGGAGCGCACAACGGAGACCAUUCAAUCAGUCUUGAAUGUACGACGAAACCAGAUCCUGGUUUUCGAGGCUCAACUGGAGAUCUGUAUGUUGGGAUUUGCCGUGUCAACUUUUGUGGCGGGCCUGUUUGGAAUGAACGUGACAAACUUCUUUGAAGACAGUCCUUCGGCAUUUGCAAUUCUUGUCGGAACGUGUAUGAUUGGAACGGUCACUAUCGCGAAGUAUGGGCUAUGGAAACUCAAUAAAUUUCGGACAUUGCGUUUUUAG